Onychostruthus taczanowskii (white-rumped snowfinch) is the source of this 15067-nucleotide messenger RNA. It is a transcript of the gene MYCBP2, whose product is annotated as MYC binding protein 2. Gene Ontology annotation, cellular component: nucleus. The transcript has 82 exons. NCBI's taxonomy places the organism in Eukaryota, Metazoa, Chordata, Aves, Passeriformes, Passeridae. The record is from RefSeq and is a predicted model, not a curated record.
GGGGAGAGGGCGGCGGCAGCGCCGAGCACAAACUCCGGAGGGGAAGCGGCACCGCCGGCCUCCGCCCCCCGCCCCCACACACACACCCUGUAGCGGGAAGGGGGAAGCAAGCAGCCCGCCCCCUCCCUCGCCGGUCCUGGCGGUGCACGGUCCUUCCCGGGACUCGGUGGCGGCGGGUGCUGUGCCCGGGGCGGAAGGCGAGCGGGGGGUAGCUGGGGCCUGAAGCCGCCGCCGCUGGAGGAGGGGAAGAGCGGGGUGUUCCCGCAGCGCGGGUGGAUGCGCAGCCUGAAGGGCGGCUCCUGCGGCGCCUCCUGCGGCCUCGCCAUGGCCGGGCCCCGACGGUGAAGGCAGCGGGAGCCGCCUGUGUCCGCGCCGCGCCAGGAGGCGGCGCCGCCGCAAGCAGGGGGCGGGCGGGGAGGGGGAUGAGCAGCGCCGCAGCUGCCGCCGCCUCUGCGGGAGCCGCCGCCGCCUGCACCGGGGCCGAACGCGGCUACUCCUUCUCCUCCGGCGGCGCCGCUCCGGCCAUGGGGCCCGAGGAGGGCUCGGCCGGCGGGCUGGGAGCCCUGCCCGCGCCGCCGCUGGGCUGCCGUAGCCGCUACCAGCUGCUGCUCUCCGGGAAGGCCCUGGCCGACAGAUACCGGAGGAUUUACACGGCGGCGCUGAGCGACCGUGAGCUGGGGAGCCACCCGGGCAGAAGUAAGAAACUUUUUAGCAAGAAAAAGUUGAAAAGAAAACAGAAGACUAAAUUGAAAGUGAAAACACGCAACAAGACUGAAAGCCUAGAGAGUACAAUAACCAUACCAGAUAUCAGAUUACAUAGCAAUCCUUCAGCUUUUAAUGUUUACUGCAAUGUCCGCCAUUGUGUGUUGGAGUGGCAGAAGAAGGAAGCGUCUGUGUCUUUGGCCUCAAAGAACAGUGUCCAGAGUGGGGAUUCAGACAGUGAUGAAGAAGAGGAGCCCAAAGAGCCACCUAUUAAACUUCCAAAGAUCAUUGAAGUUGGAUUGUGUGAAGUCUUUGAAUUGAUAAAAGAGACAAGAUUUUCCCAUCCAUCCUUGUGUCUCAGGAGCUUACAAGCCCUACUUAAUGUGCUCCAAGGUCAGCAACCAGAAGGCCUGCAAUCAGAGCCUCCUGAAGUCCUAGAAUCCCUGUUCCAGCUGCUUUUGGAAAUAACUGUCCGUAGCACGGGAAUGAAUGACAGUACAGGACAGUCCCUGACAGCACUUUCCUGCGCUUGCCUCUUCAGUUUGGUAGCUGCCUGGGGAGAGACAGGAAGGACAUUGCAAGCAAUCUCUGCAAUUCUCACCAAUAAUGGCAGCCAUGCUUGUCAGACUAUUCAGGUGCCAACCAUUUUGAACUCUCUUCAGCGAAGUGUACAGGCAGUUCUGGUGGGCAAAAUCCAAAUCCAGGACUGGUUCAGUAAUGGGAUAAAGAAGGCAGCCUUGAUGCACAAAUGGCCAUUGAAAGAAAUAUCUGUAGAUGAAGAUGACCAGUGCCUACUUCAGAGUGAUGGUUUUUUCCUCUAUCUCUUAUGUAAAGAUGGACUUUACAAAAUUGGCUCUGGAUAUAGCGGGACAGUGAGGGGCCAUAUAUACAAUUCUACAUCUCGCAUCAAAAACAGAAAAGAAAAAAAGUCUUGGUUAGGUUAUGCUCAGGGCUAUUUAUUAUACAGAGAUGUGAAUAAUCACAGUAUGACAGCCAUAAGAAUAAACCCUGAAACUUUAGAACAAGACGGUACAGUUGCUUUGCCAGAUUGUCAUACUGAAGGGCAGAAUAUCCUUUUCACAGAUGGAGAAUAUAUUAAUCAAAUAGCAGCAUCUAGAGACGAUGGCUUUGUAGUGCGAAUAUUUGCCACAAGUACUGAGCCAGUAUUGCAACAAGAGCUGCAGCUUAAGCUUGCAAGGAAAUGCUUACAUGCCUGUGGCAUCUCAUUGUUUGAUCUGGAGAAAGAUUUGCACAUUAUCAGUACAGGGUUUGAUGAGGAAUCAGCUGUCCUUGGUGCUGGGAGAGAGUUUGCACUGAUGAAAACUGCUAGUGGAAAGAUUUAUUAUACUGGCAAAUAUCAGAGCCUUGGAAUCAAACAAGGUGGCCCUUCAGCUGGCAAAUGGGUUGAACUCCCAAUCACAAAAUCUCCAAAGAUUAUUCAGUUUUCUGUUGGGCAUGAUGGCUCACAUGCCUUACUUGUUGCUGAGGAUGGAAGCAUAUUCUUCACAGGUUCUGCUAGUAAAGGAGAGGAUGGUGAAUCAACUAAAAGCAGAAGGCAAUCAAAGCCAUAUAAGCCUAAAAAAAUUAUUAAAAUGGAAGGAAAGAUUGUCAUAUCUACAGCGUGCAAUAAUGGAAGCAGUUCUGUAAUUUCCAAAGAUGGAGAACUCUACAUGUUUGGAAAAGAUGCCAUUUACUCUGAUAGUACAAGUUUAGUAACAGAUUUGAAAGGUCAUUUUGUGACUCAAGUAGCCAUGGGCAAAGCUCACACCUGUGUGUUAAUGAAGAAUGGCGAAGUGUGGACAUUUGGAGUAAAUAAUAAAGGACAGUGUGGACGAGACACAGGCUCUAUGAACCAGGGAGGAAAAGGUUUUGGAGUUGAGAACAUGGCAACAGCAAUGGAUGAGGAUCUGGAAGAGGAACUGGAUGAAAAAGAUGAGAAGUCCAUGAUGUGUCCUCCAGGCAUGCAUAAAUGGAAGCUGGAGCAGUGUAUGGUGUGCACUGUAUGUGGAGAUUGCACAGGCUAUGGAGCCAGCUGUGUUAGUAGCGGGCGUCCUGAUAGAGUACCUGGAGGAAUCUGUGGCUGUGGCUCAGGUGAGUCAGGCUGUGCUGUGUGUGGCUGCUGCAAGGCAUGUGCUAGAGAGCUGGAUGGCCAGGAGGCAAGGCAAAGAGGAAUCCUUGAUGCUGUAAAAGAGAUGAUACCUUUAGAUCUCUUGCUGGCUGUCCCUGUUCCUGGAGUUAAUAUUGAGGAACACCUUCAGCUACGACAAGAAGAAAAGCGGCAGCGUGUAAUUAGGAGACAUAGAUUGGAAGAAGGAAGAGGCCCCCUUGUAAUUCCUGGUCCUAUUUUUAUGAACCAUCGAGAACAGGCUCUAGCCAGAAUCAGACUCUCUCCAGCACCGCUAAAGCAUAAACGGGACAAGCACAAAGAUGGAAGUGGAGAAAGAGGUGAGAAGGAUGCCAGCAAAAUCACAACAUAUCCACCAGGGGCUGUCCGCUUUGACUGUGAGCUGCGAGCUGUGCAAGUCAGUUGUGGAUUUCACCAUUCAGUGGUUUUGAUGGAAAAUGGUGAUGUUUACACAUUUGGAUAUGGGCAGCAUGGUCAGCUUGGACAUGGUGAUGUUAAUUCCAGGGGAUGUCCCACUUUGGUGCAAGCAUUACCAGGUCCUAGUACACAAGUUACUGCUGGGAGCAACCACACAGCUAUUCUCUUAAUGGAUGGCCAGGUUUUCACAUUUGGAAGUUUCUCAAAAGGUCAGCUUGGCAGACCAAUUCUGGAUAUGCCCUACUGGAAUGCAAAACCAGCACCUAUGCCUAACAUAGGCUCCAAAUAUGGGCGCAAAGCUACGUGGAUUGGAGCGAGUGGAGACCAGACUUUUCUCCGGAUCGACGAAGCUCUCAUUAAUUCUCAUGUACUUGCUACAUCAGAGAUAUUUGCAAGCAGGCAUAUAAUAGGUUUGGUACCAGCUUCAAUAUCAGAGCCUCCUCCUUUUAAAUGUCUUCUGAUAAACAAAGUAGAUGGCAGUUGCAAAACAUUCAAUGAUUCUGAGCAGGAAGACCUCCAAGGUUCUGGUGUGUGUCUGGAUCCUGUCUAUGAUGUUAUUUGGAGGUUUCGCCCAAAUGCCAGGGAACUGUGGAGUUACAAUGCAGUAGUUGCUGAUUCCAGGCUUCCUUCAGCUCCAGACAUGCAAUCCCGGUGUAGUAUUUUGAGUCCAGAACUUGCUCUUCCAACAGGUUCCAAAGCUCUAACCACCAGAUCUCAUGCAGCUUUGCAUAUUCUAGGUUGCCUUGAUACUUUGGCUGCUAUGCAGGACUUAAAAAUGGGUGUUGCAAAUACAGAAGAAGAGACUCAAGCAGUAAUGAAAGUUUAUUCUAAAGAAGACUAUAGUGUUGUUAACAGAUUUGAAAGUCAUGGAGGAGGCUGGGGUUAUUCAGCCCACUCAGUAGAAGCUAUCCGUUUCUGUGCUGAUACAGAUAUAUUGCUAGGUGGUCUUGGUCUUUUUGGUGGUAGAGGUGAAUACACUGCUAAAAUAAAGUUGUUUGAAUUGGGUCCAGAUGGGGGAGACCAUGAGACAGAUGGAGACCUCCUUGCUGAGACAGAUGUCUUAGCAUAUGACUGUGCUGCCAGAGAGAAAUAUGCAAUGAUGUUUGAUGAGCCAGUUCUCCUGCAAGCUGGCUGGUGGUAUGUAGCCUGGGCAAGAGUGUCAGGACCUAGCAGUGAUUGUGGAUCUCAUGGACAGGCCUCUAUUACUACAGAUGAUGGUGUUGUAUUUCAGUUUAAAAGUUCCAAGAAAUCAAAUAAUGGUACAGACGUGAAUGCAGGGCAGAUUCCGCAAUUACUAUACAGGUUGCCAACAAGUGAUGGCAGUGCAUCCAAAGGAAAACAGCAAACUAGUGAACCCGUACAUAUUUUAAAGAGAUCUUUUGCCAGAACUGUGUCAGUGGAAUGCUUUGAAUCUUUACUGAGCAUUCUUCACUGGAGUUGGACAACGCUGGUGCUGGGAGUUGAAGAACUUCGUGGGCUGAAGGGUUUCCAAUACACUGCUACUCUUCUGGAUUUAGAAAGGUUGCGUUUUGUGGGCACUUGCUGCCUGAGAUUGCUGAGGGUCUACACCUGUGAAAUAUACCCAAUAUCAGCUACAGCUAAGGCAGUUGUAGAAGAAACCAGCAAACUAGCAGAUUGCAUUGGAAAAACUAGGACCUUGCUGAGAAAAAUUUUAUCUGAAGGAGUUGACCAUUGCAUGGUGAAGCUGGACAAUGAUCCUCAAGGAUAUCUUAGUCAGCCUCUCAGUCUGUUAGAAGCUGUUCUUCAGGAAUGCCAUAAUACAUUUACAGCUUGCUUCCAUUCAUUCUAUCCAACACCAGCUCUCCAGUGGGCAUGUCUUUGUGACUUGCUGAACUGUUUGGACCAGGAUAUCCAGGAAGCAAACUUCAAGACCUCCAGCAGUCGGCUCCUUGCAGCUGUCAUGUCUGCUCUGUGCCACACUUCCGUGAAGCUGACCUCCAUCUUUCCCAUUGCCUACGAUGGAGAGGCCUUGCUGCGCUCCAUGGUCAAACAAGUCAGCACUGAGAACGACUCUGCCCUGGCCCAUCGCUUUCCUCUUCUGGUUGCACACAUGGAAAAGCUUAGUCAGAGUGAAGAAAAUGUUUCAGGGAUGACAAGCUUUCGAGAAGUGCUGGAAAAGAUGUUGGUCAUUGUUAUUUUACCAGUACGGAACAGCCUUAGAAGAGAAAAUGAACUUUUCUCUUCACAUCUAGUUUCUAAUACCUGUGGGUUGCUUGCUAGUAUUGUGAGUGAGCUUACAGCAUCAGCAUUAGGAUCUGAGGUUGAUGGGCUGAAUUCUCUCCAUUCUGUCAAAUCCACUCCAAACAGAUUUACUAAAACAAGUCAGGGAAGAAGCUGGAAUACUGGGAAUGGAUCCCCUGAUGCCAUAUGUUUCUCUGUUGACAAACCUGGUGUAGUUGUAGUAGGAUUUUCUGUUUAUGGUGGAGGAGGAAUUCACGAGUAUGAGUUGGAGGUAUUAGUUGAUGAUAGUGAUCAUACUGGAGAUGCAACUCAUUCUCAUAGAUGGACAUCAUUAGAAUUGGUUAAAGGAACUUACACCACAGAUGAUUCUCCUAGUGACAUAGCUGAAAUCAGACUUGACAAAGUUGUUCCACUGAAGGAAAAUGUGAAGUAUGCAGUUCGUUUGAGGAAUUACGGAAGCCGGACUGCCAAUGGAGAUGGUGGAAUGACCACGGUUCAGUGUCCAGAUGGUGUAACCUUUACAUUCAGUACGUGUAGUCUGAGCAGUAAUGGCACCAACCAAACACGAGGACAAAUCCCACAGAUCCUUUAUUACAGGUUUAAGUUUAAUUUACAAGGGGCAAACCAGAAAAAUAAGAUGUGCUUUGAACCACAGCAUGUUUAUUAAUAAUACCUCUGUUCUAAUUGUCUUUAUUUAGCUGAAGACAUUCCAGAAUUACUCAGCUCUUCCAGUCUGUUUUCAAUGCUGCUUCCCCUCAUCAUAGCCUACAUAGGACCAGUAGCAGCAGCUAUUCCCAAGGUUGCUGUUGAGGUCUUUGGCCUGGUACAACAGCUGCUUCCUUCUGUGGCUGUUCUGAAUCAGAAAUACGCCCCUCCAGCUUUUAACCCAAAUCAGUCUACAGACAGCACCACUGGAAACCAGCCAGAGCAAGGGCUUUCAGCUUGUACUACCUCCAAUCACUAUGCUGUUGUAGAAAGUGAGCACCCCUACAAACCUGCCUCUGUUACACACUAUAAGGUGACUUUUCCUGAAUGUGUCAGGUGGAUAACAAUAGAGUUUGACACUCAGUGUGGCACUGCUCAGUCAGAGGAUGUUCUUCGUUUACUAAUUCCUGUCAGAGUUGCACAGAGCCUGGGAUUUGGACCAAAGCAUACCUCUGUUCAUGAGAACCUUAAUUCAUGGAUAGAACUGAAAAAGUUCUCUGGAUCUUCAGGAUGGCCUACCAUGGUGUUGGUAUUGCCAGGGAAUGAAGCCCUUUUUUCUCUGGAGACUGCAUCAGACUAUGUGAAAGAUGAAAAAGCUUGUUUUUAUGGUUUCAAGUGUUAUGCAAUUGGAUAUGAAUUUAGUCCAGGAAGUGAUGAGGGUAUUAUUCAGCUGGAGAAAGAACUGGCAAAUUUAGGAGGAUCAUGUGCAGCAGCUUUGAUGAAGAAAGAUUUAGCGCUUCCUAUUGGUAGUGAGUUUGAAGAAGAUCUUGAGAUACUUGAAGAGGCUGCCUUACAGGUGUGCAAAGCUCAUUCAGGCAUUCUUGGAAAAGGCUUGGCACUAUCUCACUCACCAACCAUUUUGGAAGCUCUCGAAGGAAGUCUUCCCCUGCAGGUACAAAGCAACGAGCAGUCGUUUCUGGAAGAUUUCAUUGCUUGUGUUCCAGGAUCAAGUGGUGGACGACUUGCAAGGUGGCUGCAGCCUGAUUCAUAUGCUGAUCCUCAAAAAACGUCAUUGAUUUUGAAUAAGGAUGACAUCCGAUGUGGUUGGCCAACUGUUAUUACAGUACAAACAAAAGACCAGUAUGGGGAAGUUGUUCAUGUUCCUAAUAUGAAGGUGGAAGUCAAAGCUAUUCCUGUUUCUCAGAAAAAAACAUCUUUGCAACAAGAACAAGUUAAGAAAGUGCAGCGGAUACCAGGCAGUCCUGCAACAGCUGUUUCCCCUAGCAGUGAUAUGACCUUUGGAGGACUUCCUUCACCAAAGCUUGAUUCCUCCUAUGAGCCAAUGAUAGUAAAAGAAGCUCGGUAUAUUGCUAUUACAAUGAUGAAAGCAUACGAAAAUUACUCUUUUGAAGAACUACGUUUUGCUUCACCAACACCAAAGAGACCCAGUGAAAAUAUGCUGAUCAGAGUCAAUAAUGAUGGUACAUACUGUGCAAACUGGACUCCUGGAGCUGUUGGUCUAUAUACCAUUCAUGUUACUAUAGAUGGCAUUGAAAUAGAUGCUGGACUAGAAGUGAAAGUAAAAGAUCCUCCAAAAGGAAUGAUACCUCCUGGAACCCAACUUAUCAAACCAAAAGCAGAACCUCAGCCAAACAAGGUUCGCAAAUUUGUGGCCAAGGACAGUGCAGGGCUUCGUAUCCGUAGCCACCCUUCCCUUCAGAGUGAGCAAAUAGGCAUAGUGAAAGUCAAUGGAUCCAUCACUUUCAUUGAUGAGAUCCACAAUGAUGAUGGUGUUUGGCUGAGGCUGAAUGAUGAAACAAUAAAGAAGUAUGUUCCUAACAUGAAUGGUUACACUGAAGCCUGGUGUCUGUCUUUUAACCAACAUCUUGGCAAGAGCCUUCUGGUACCUGUUGACGAAUCUAGGUCUAAUGCUGAUGAUUUUUUCAAAGACCUAAAUUCACACUGCCCACAGGAAGCAGUGAUGCAAGAACAAGACAUGCCAUUCCUUCGAGGUGGACCUGGAGUGUACAAGGUAGUGAAGACUGGCCCAUCAGGUCACAACAUCAGAAGCUGCCCUAACCUUAGAGGUAUCCCAAUUGGAAUGUUAGUUCUGGGAAACAAAGUCAAGGCAGUGGGCGAGGUGACUAAUUCAGAAGGUACAUGGGUGCAAAUGGAUAAGAACAGCAUGGUAGAGUUCUGUGAAAGUGAUGAAGGCGAGGCAUGGUCAUUAGCUAGAGACAGAGGUGGAAACCAGUACCUUCGACAUGAAGAUGAGCAAGUCCUUCUAGAUCAAAAUGUGCAGACUCCUCCCCCAAGUCCUUUUUCAAUACAAGCUUUCAGUAAGGGGACAAGCUGUAGUAAUGGACAAGGGUUUGAUUAUGGCCUUGGAAAUAACAAAGGUGACCGAAUGAAUUUCACAGGAGCUGCUAGACCGAUUUCUCCAGCAGGAAAAUCAGACAUGGCAUCAAAGCACAGAGCUGACUGCAGGUCGCCCAAGCUUGACGUGCGCAUGAACCGAGCUGCAGCCGAGCAGAAGAAACCCAGAAGUACCGAUGGCCUAUCAGCCAGCGAGUGCCUGAUGCUGAAAUCAGACGCCGCAAAGUUGCGCUCAGACUCGCACAGCAGGUCUUUGUCGCCAAAUCAUAACACUUUGCAAACACUAAAAACUGAUGGAAGAACAACUCCUGGUCUGAGAGCUGAAUCUCCAGGGCCGGGAACUCGGUCGUCUUCUCCGAAGACAAAGACGCUUACAGGCAUUAGAUCUGGUGCUAGUUCUCCACGAUCCUCAUCACCCAAUGACAAAACUCUACCUCAGAAAGCUUCAUCCCCUGUAAAAACAAAGCUUGAUCCUCCUCGAGAACGCUCCAAAUCAGAUUCUUACACGUUAGAUCCAGACACCCUUCGCAAAAAGAAAGUGCCACUGACAGAACCCUUAAGGGGGAGGUCCACUUCACCCAAACCAAAAAUUACUACAAAAGAUGAAAAACCUGCACCAGAAACUGAAAAUAGAGCUCCUUCCCCUCACGUAGUACAAGAAAAUCUUCACAGUGAGGUAGUUGAAGUCUGUACUUCGAGUACUUUAAAGACUGACAGCAUUACAGAUACUACUUGUGAAGACAACACUGAAUUCAGAAGCCUGGAUGAUGGUUCUAAUAAAGUUCAUUUCAGCAUUGGAAAAGCACCACUGAAAGAUGAGCAAGACAUGAGAGCAUCUCCAAAAGUGAGCCGUAAAUGUGCUGGCAGGCACACAAGACCCAAAAAGGAAAAAUCCAACUUCCUUUUCAAAGGAGAUGGAUCAAAGCCCAUAGAGCCUGCCAAGCAAGCAAUGUCACCUUCUGUUGCAGAAUGUGCUCGAGCCGUAUUUGCUGCAUUUCUUUGGCAUGAAGGAAUAGUUCAUGAUGCCAUGGCAUGCUCAUCUUUUUUGAAGUUUAAUCCAGAACUGUCCAAAGAGCAUGCACCCAUACGGAGCAGUCUUACUCAACAACCUGCAGAGGAAAAAGAAACCAAGUUGAAAAAUAGACAUUCAUUGGAAAUAUCAUCUGCUCUCAACAUGUUUAACAUCUCACCUCAUGGACCAGAUAUAUCUAAAAUGGGUAGCAUCAAUAAAAACAAAGUCCUCUCAAUGUUAAAAGAACCACCUCUGCAUGAAAAGUGUGAGGAUGGAAAAAAUGAAACUACCUCCUUUGAAACAUCCAGUCAUCACACAAUGAAAUCUAAGUCUCCUCUUCCAUUAACACUGCAGCACUUGGUAGCUUUCUGGGAAGAUAUUUCUUUAGCAACUAUUAAAGCAGCAUCCCAAAACAUGAUUUUUCCAAGUCCUGGUUCUUGUGCAGUGUUAAAGAAGAAAGAAAGUGACAAAGAUAACAAGAAAGCCAAAAAGGAGAAAAAGAAAAAAGAAAAGGUUGAGGCUAGGCCAAGGGGAAAUCUUUUUGGAGAGAUGGCCCAACUUGCAGUAGGAGGACCUGAAAAAGAUACCAUCUGUGAGUUGUGUGGAGAAUCCCAUCCAUAUCCAGUGACUUACCACAUGAGACAAGCUCAUCCAGGCUGUGGCCGCUAUGCAGGUGGCCAAGGUUACAACAGCAUUGGGCACUUCUGUGGAGGAUGGGCUGGGAAUUGUGGCGAUGGUGGCAUUGGAGGGAGCACGUGGUAUUUGGUUUGCGAUCGAUGCCGAGAAAAGUAUCUCCGUGAAAAGCAAGCAGCAGCAAGAGAGAAGAUUAAACAAUCUAGGAGAAAACCAAUGCAAGUUAAGACACCUCGUGCCUUGCCAACUAUGGAAGCUCAUCAAGUGAUUAAAGCCAAUGCACUGUAUUUACUAUCACUGAGUAGUGCUGCUGAACCCAGUAUCCUCUGCUAUAACCCUGCAAAAGCAUUCCAAUCUCAACUUCCCAGUCUAAAAGAAGGAAUUUCUGAAGACUUUCCCAUUAAGAUGCCAUGUCUCUAUCUACAGACAUUAGCAAGGCAUCAUCAUGAAAAUUUUGUUGGGUACCAGGAUGACAACCUGUUCCAGGAUGAGAUGAGAUACUUGCGUUCAACUUCAGUACCUGCACCAUACAUCUCUGUUACUCCUGAUGCGAGCCCGAAUGUCUUCGAAGAGCCAGAGAGUAACAUGAAAUCUAUGCCCCCAAGUUUGGAAACCAGUCCAAUCACAGAUACAGAUCUUGCAAAGCGUACAGUCUUUCAAAGAUCAUAUUCAGUUGUUGCAUCAGAAUAUGACAAACAGCACUCAAUUUUGCCAGCACGUGUAAAAGCAAUCCCCAGGAGACGAGUCAACAGUGGAGAUGCAGAAGUGGGGUCCUCUCUCCUGAGACAUCCAUCUCCUGAACUUUCUCGGUUAAUCUCCGCCCACAGCUCUCUUUCCAAAGGAGAGAGAAAUUUCCAGUGGCCAGUAUUGGCAUUUGUAAUCCAGCAUCAUGAUCUAGAAGGACUUGAAAUAGCGAUGAAACAAGCCUUACGGAAAUCUGCUUGCAGAGUCUUUGCCAUGGAGGCCUUCAACUGGCUUCUUUGUAAUGUCAUUCAAACAACUUCUCUCCAUGAUAUUUUAUGGCAUUUUGUGGCUUCCCUGACUCCUGCACCCGUAGAGCCUGAAGAAGAAGAGGAUGAGGAAAAUAAAUCAAAUAAAGAAAAUGCAGAACAAGAAAAAGACACACGAGUGUGUGAACACCCUCUGUCAGAUAUAGUGAUUGCUGGGGAAGCUGCUCACCCCUUACCCCACACUUUCCAUCGCCUUCUUCAGACAAUCUCUGAUCUUAUGAUGUCUCUUCCCAGUGGUAGUGCAUUACAGCAAAUGGCCUUAAGGUGCUGGAGUCUUAAAUUCAAACAAUCUGAUCACCAGUUCCUGCACCAGAGCAAUGUUUUUCAUCAUAUCAACAAUAUUUUGUCGAAAUCUGAUGAUGGAGAUAGUGAAGAGAGUUUUAGUAUCAGCAUUCAGUCUGGUUUUGAAGUCAUGAAUCAGGAACUGUGUAUAGUAGUUUGUCUGAAAGACCUAACCAGCAUCGUUGACAUUAAGACAUCAAGCCGACCUGCCAUGAUUGGUAGUUUAACAGAUGGGUCUACAGAAACGUUCUGGGAGUCAGGAGAUGAGGACAAAAACAAAACUAAAAACAUCACAAUCAACUGUGUAAAAGGAAUCAAUGCACGUUAUGUUUGUGUUCAUGUAGACAAUUCCAGAGAUCUUGGGAACAAAGUGACCUCUAUGACCUUCCUAACUGGCAAGGCAGUAGAAGAUCUCUGCAGAAUAAAACAGGUAGACUUGGAUUCAAGACAUAUUGGCUGGGUAACAAGUGAGCUUCCUGGGGGUGAUAAUCACAUCAUCAAAAUUGAAUUGAAGGGUCCAGAGAACACAUUAAGAGUUAGACAAGUGAAAAUUCUUGGCUGGAAGGAUGGUGAAAGCAUUAAAAUAGCAGGCCAGAUUUCUGCAAGUGUGGCUCAACAAAGAAACUGUGAAUCUGAGACACUGCGAGUAUUCCGACUUAUAACAUCCCAGGUAUUUGGGAAACUUAUCUCCGGAGAUGCUGAGCCAACCCCAGAACAAGAAGAAAAAGCACUGUUGUCAUCCCCAGAAGGAGAAGAAAAAGUACACAAUGCAACAUCAGAUGCAGACCUGAAGGAGCACAUGGUAGGGAUCAUUUUCAGCCGGAGCAAACUGACGAAUUUGCAGAAACAGGUGUGUGCCCACAUCGUGCAGGCCAUCCGGAUGGAGGCGACGCGCGUGCGCGAGGAGUGGGAGCACGCCAUCUCCAGCAAGGAGAACGCCAACUCGCAGCCCAGCGACGAGGACGCCUCCUCGGACGCCUACUGCUUCGAGCUGCUCUCCAUGGUGCUGGCGCUCAGCGGCUCCAACGUGGGCCGCCAGUACCUGGCCCAGCAGCUCACUCUGCUCCAGGACCUCUUCUCCCUGCUACACACGGCUUCUCCCAGGGUGCAGAGGCAGGUAACAUCAUUACUGAGGCGUGUUUUGCCCGAGGUAACCCCCAGUCGCCUGGCAAGUAUUAUAGGGGUGAAGUCUCUUCCACCAGCAGAUAUAAGUGAUAUAAUUCACUCAACAGAAAAAGGAGAUUGGAACAAACUAGGUAUCUUGGACAUGUUUUUGGGAUGCAUUGCCAAAGCUCUCACUGUACAGCUAAAAGCCAAAGGAACUACUAUCACAGGGACAGCUGGCACUACUGCAGGCAAAGGAGUCACUACAGUCACACUUCCAAUGAUCUUCAAUUCCAGCUAUAUUCGGCGAGGUGAAAGUCAUUGGUGGAUGAAGGGGUCAACGCCUACACAGAUUUCAGAGAUCAUCAUUAAGCUCAUUAAAGAUAUGGCAGCAGGUCAUCUGUCAGAAGCUUGGUCACGCGUGACAAAGAAUGCUAUUGCUGAAACCAUCAUAGCUCUGACCAAAAUGGAAGAAGAGUACAGAUCACCUGUGAGGUGCAUUGCAACAACCAGACUGUGGUUGGCCUUGGCAUCCCUCUGUGUACUUGAUCAGGAUCAUGUUGAUAGACUAUCCUCAGGAAGAUGGAUGGGAAAGGAUGGGCAACAGAAACAGAUGCCAAUGUGUGAUAACCAUGAUGAUGGUGAAACUGCUGCAAUCAUUUUAUGUAAUGUCUGUGGGAAUUUGUGCACAGACUGUGACCGAUUCCUUCAUCUCCAUCGGCGAACAAAAACUCACCAGAGACAGGUGUUCAAAGAAGAAGAAGAAGCUAUCAAAGUUGAUCUCCAUGAGGGCUGUGGUAGGACCAAACUUUUCUGGCUGAUGGCAUUAGCAGAUUCAAAAACUAUGAAGGCUAUGGUGGAGUUUAGAGAACAGACAGGCAAACCGACCACCAGCAGUUGUGAAGCAUGUCGGUUCUGUGGAUGUAGGAGUGGAACAGAAUUAUCAGCAGUGGGAAGUGUUUGUUCUGAUACGGACUGCCAGGAGUAUGCUAAGAUUGCCUGCAGCAAGACACACCCCUGCGGUCACCCCUGCGGAGGUGUUAAGAACGAAGAGCACUGUUUGCCGUGCCUGCAUGGCUGCGAUAAAAACGCUACAACUCUGAAACAAGAUGCUGAUGACAUGUGCAUGAUCUGCUUUACUGAAGCACUUUCAGCAGCACCAGCUAUCCAGCUGGACUGCAGCCAUGUUUUCCAUUUGCAAUGCUGUCAGCGAGUACUAGAAAACAGAUGGCUUGGCCCAAGGAUUACUUUCGGGUUUAUGUCCUGCCCAAUUUGCAAGAACAAAAUCAAUCACACAGUAUUAAAGGAUUUGCUUGAUCCAAUCAAAGAACUCUAUGAAGAUGUAAGGAGAAAAGCACUAAUGAGAUUGGAGUAUGAAGGGCUGCACAAGAGUGAGGCCAUCACAACGCCAGGUGUUAGAUUUUAUAAUGACCCAGCUGGCUAUGCUAUGAACAGAUAUGCUUAUUACGUUUGCUACAAGUGCAAAAAGGCAUAUUUUGGUGGUGAAGCUCGUUGUGAUGCUGAGGCUGGACAAGGAGAUGAUUAUGAUCCAAGAGAACUUAUUUGUGGUGCCUGCUCUGAUGUUUCAAGGGCUCAGAUGUGUCCCAAACACGGUACGGAUUUCUUAGAGUACAAAUGCCGCUACUGCUGUUCAGUUGCUGUUUUUUUCUGUUUCGGGACAACGCAUUUUUGCAAUGCUUGCCAUGAUGAUUUCCAAAGAAUGACAAGCAUCCCUAAAGAAGAGCUCCCACACUGUCCUGCAGGUCCCAAAGGUAAACAACUUGAAGGAACAGAAUGUCCACUUCAUGUUGUCCAUCCACCCACUGGUGAAGAAUUUGCUCUGGGUUGUGGGGUUUGCAGAAAUGCACACACUUUUUAGAAUAGCAUUUUUUUUAACCAGAGCAGAACAGGUGCCCUCAUCCCUCAAGUGUCCUGAAAACAAAGUCCAUCUGGGAUGAGGAUGGGACCAUUCCAUAACCCAGGUAAAAGGAACAAUUUACAGUGCAAGAAGGAUGCCAAAUACCAUGUACAUAAUUCUUGCUGUGAGAUAUUGACAUUUUUUGAACCGAGACAUCAAAAUUUGUGAGGUGUUUGCAUGUGGCCAUUACAGUCAUCGGCUAGGAAACAUUGGACAUUUACAAAUAAACAAUUGUUAUUAAAGGAUCUGUGUGUCUGUGGACUAUGAAUGAUGCUGGCUUUCAGAUGAAAGAAAAAAAUAUUGAUUAUUGUAUACUGACUUUUUGUAAUCUUGUACAAUUGUAACGCAUCACAAGUGGGGAUGGGAAAGAGGAAUAUUCUGGUUUAUUUCCUAGACUGUUAUAAAAAAAUGUGUUAGGAAGGCAUAAAUGUAACAAGUAUCACCCUGUAUAUAAAGGUAUCAAUGUUUGUCCUGUAUAAGAAAUAUUAAAUUACAACAGCAGUUUCAUUUAAACUUCUGGGUUAUGUUUGAGCCUGAAAUUUUAAUGAAGUGCAAUACUGAGUGUGCCUCAUAUCUUGCAGCUGUAAACAUAAUGGAAUGUACAUGUCAAUAAAGCCACUGUACAUUUUUAUACAGUGAAA